AUGGGUCAAAAUCAGUAUGUUCCUCUUGUUGCUUACGGAGGAAGCAAUGCUGGACAUACUGUAGUAGUAGAUGGUGCGGAGUUCCAUUUCCAUCUUCUACCCAGUGGAAUAAUCAAUUCUAGAUGUACAUCGGUUAUAGGAAAUGGGGUAGUAAUACAUCUACCAGGUCUAUUCGAAGAAUUAGAAAGUAACGAAGCAAAAGGAUUGAAAAACUGGCAAGAACGAUUGGUAAUCUCUGACCGUGCACACAUUGUAUUUGAUUUUCAUCAGCAAGUUGAUGGUUUACAAGAGUUAGAAAAAGGUACACAAUCUCUCGGUACUACCAAGAAAGGAAUUGGACCAACAUACUCGAGCAAAGCUGCCAGAAAUGGGCUUAGAAUUGGUGACCUUCUCGGAGACUUCGACAAAUUCUCACAAAAGUUCGAUACGCUCGUGACGUCCUAUCAAAAAAUGUUCCCUGCACUGCACGUUGAUGUGAAAGCAGAGCUUCAACGAUAUCAAGAGUAUGCAGAAAGAAUAAGACCAUUAGUAAAAGAAACGGUUCAGUAUUUACAUCAAGCGUUGCGCGAAGGGAAAAAAGUAUUAGUUGAAGGUGCAAAUGCCGCAAUGCUGGACAUAGAUUUUGGUACAUAUCCCUAUGUUACUAGUUCUAACUGCAGUAUAGGCGGUGUCUGCACUGGUCUUGGACUAUCACCUUCUUACAUUGGUGAAGUUGUUGGCGUGGUUAAAUCAUAUACUACAAGGGUUGGCGAUGGUCCAUUUCCUACUGAACUUUUGGAUGCCACGGGCGAGCUUUUACAAAGGAGAGGGCACGAGGUUGGAGUUACGACAAAUAGAAAGAGACGUUGCGGUUGGUUAGAUUUAACUCUCCUUAAAUUCACUGCCAUGGUCAAUGGUUAUACAUCGAUAUGCCUAACAAAAUUAGAUAUUUUAGAUACUCUCCCUAAAAUUCAAAUUGGCGUAGGUUAUCGGCUAAAUGGACAAGAAAUUAAUUAUUUUCCAAGUAGUACUUCUGAUUUAGCAAAAGUAGAAGUAACUUACGAAAUACUCGACGGUUGGCAAUCACCUACAGAAGGUGUACGUUCUUUAGAGAAACUGCCACCUAAUGCCAAAAAAUACAUACAGUUGAUACAAGAACAUCUUGACGUACCAGUUAAGUGGAUUGGAGUGGGAGCAGGCCGUGAAAGUGUAAUUACACUUUGACGUUACAUUUAUUGGUUACAACAAUGGAAAUAUAUUUAUCUGUCCAUUCAGUUUACUACUCUUUUGGCAAUAAAUUUACUUUGUCAGAGGAGUUGAUAAAACAAACGCACAGAGAGUA
Molecule: messenger RNA, 1321 nt
Organism: Habropoda laboriosa
Lineage: Eukaryota; Metazoa; Arthropoda; Insecta; Hymenoptera; Apidae
Gene: Adss
Product: adenylosuccinate synthetase
Exons: 6
Coding region: 1-1203 (400 amino acids)
Biological process (GO): 'de novo' AMP biosynthetic process; IMP metabolic process
Cellular component (GO): cytoplasm
Molecular function (GO): nucleotide binding; adenylosuccinate synthase activity
Source: RefSeq, a predicted model, not a curated record